Molecule: messenger RNA, 440 nt
Organism: Saccoglossus kowalevskii
Lineage: Eukaryota; Metazoa; Hemichordata; Enteropneusta; Harrimaniidae
Product: LYR motif-containing protein 4-like
Biological process (GO): iron-sulfur cluster assembly
Cellular component (GO): mitochondrion; L-cysteine desulfurase complex
Source: RefSeq, a predicted model, not a curated record
GAGCAGAAGACAAGUUCUUGCACUUUAUAAACAAAUGCUACGGGAAUCAAGUAAAUUUACGGGAUAUAAUUUCAGAAAUUAUGCAAUUCGGAGGAUACGUGACUCCUUCAAAGAGAAUAAAUCGAUUACAAAUCCAGAACAAAUCAGUGGUCUAAUAAACAAAGCAGAAGAGAACUUAGCUGUAAUUAGAAGACAAACUGUCAUUAGCCAACUCUAUGCCGAACCAAAGCUGAUUAUAGAAUCAAGAAGUGAUGCAAAAAUCAAAAGUUGAAUUGGUGCAUUUUUUCCUGUACAAGUAUAUAAGAUAUAUAGUAACAUUUGUUAGUGCUGAGAGACAGUGCAUCUAAUAAACAGGGUACACAUGUUGCAUUUUAUUCAGUGGCAUGGAAUGAAUGUGUGGCUAACAAAUCAUGAAUAUUUUCUUUGUUGAAGAUUGGCAA